UUGACCUGCUGAGUGGACUAAAGAUGGGGGAGCAAGGUGGUUGGCUGGAGGCUAACAGAGAAGACUGGGCAGCCAUCUUAGAUUCCCAGAACCAGGCCGGUGCAGCCAGGGACCCGGGGGACAACAUCACUGAGAAGGCCAGGACCAGAGGCAACAUAGUGGAGUCUGCAGUCCAUGAGGACCUGCUGAUAUCCGGUGUUGCUGGCAGGCGAGACUGGACCUCUGAGGCGGCUGGUCACAAACCUUGGCUCCGGAUCAGGACCCUGGAUCAGGAGCCGUCACUUUUCCUUUCCGAGUCAGAAACAGAACCGAACCAUGAGGGACAGAGACUCCACCACAACCACCACACAGAACACAACCAGUGGACAGGUGGACUAAACAACCUCAGUCCUACUGGUCAUCAGAUAGACAGAGGCUCCAGUCAUGGAUCCAGUCUGCAGCCCAGACCCUUCUCUUUACAGUCUCAGUGCAGGGAUGAAGCAGGGCCUGGGGCUGAUAGAGAUAGACCCUCCUGUUCCUAUGAUACAAACACCACAGUAUCCAUGAUGAACAGAGCAGGUCACCCUGGGCUUCAGUCUUCACAGAGAGUAGUGGGAGACAUCCCCGGUGAGAGUCUAACAGGAAGUCUGUCUUCUCCUUCAGGAUCUUGUCUAAUGCCUGGAGAAUGGGUUCAUAGAGGGCCUGGACCUGGGUCUAGCCUUCCUCAGUUACCUCAUGGUUACCCCACCAAUACAGACAGGGUCAGGAUGAGCGUUCACCACAAGAGGUACCUAUCCUAUAACACAGCACACAAUCCCAACAACACCCAAACAAUGGCUAGAGGUCAAGGAGGGAGCUUAAAGACUAACCACCUGAGGGUGGUGACUCCUGCUUCUGCCUCGUCUGGUGUCAUUGGGUCACAACGUGGGAGGCCGUGUAUUAGGACGGACGCCGACAAGCCGUACGCCUGCCCCACAUGUGGGAAGCGCUUCGCUAGAGCAGACUAUUUGAGGGAGCACCAGACCGUUCACACCAAGGACAAGCCCUUCAAGUGCAAACUAUGUUACAAGAGCUUCUCCUUCCUGACUAACCUUAUCAGACAUAGGAGUGUCCACAACCGGGAGAAAUUGUAGCAGUGUGACUCGAGAUGUACGCAGGGGAUAUCUGGGAACUAUUCUUAAGUUGACAUAUACAGUGGGGAGAACAAGUAUUUGAUACACUGCCGAUUUUGCAGGUUUUCCUACUUACAAAGCAUGUAGAG
Molecule: messenger RNA, 1240 nt
Organism: Salvelinus sp. IW2-2015
Lineage: Eukaryota; Metazoa; Chordata; Actinopteri; Salmoniformes; Salmonidae
Source: RefSeq, a predicted model, not a curated record